AUGUCAGAGCUGCUGUGGCGCAGCCUCAAUCAAAAGAUGGAAGCUCCUGAAGACAGCGGCGAGAGCCACUUGCGCCCCUUGUCUGUGCGAGAUAACUCGGGGACUUUGGCAAAGAAGAAGGGCUGGGGUGCCUUUUGGACUGCCACAUUGCUGGAAAACAUGGGAACCAUCCUCGUCGGCCUCAUCUACCCUGACUUGGCGGUGGCAUCAUUGAAUGGUGGCAUCGACCCGUGUGCUGGCGUUGGGGCGCAGAGCCUGAAGUGCCAAGAAGCUUUGUCAAAGGCGUCUGCAGCGUUUUCCAUGUUUGGACUGAUCGGCGCCAUUUGCAGCUUUCUUUGCAUACCCAUUGUCGGAACGGCGGCAGAUCACUUCGGCCGCCGACCUUUGCUGAUCUUUUCCUUCUUGUGUUCGAAGGUGCCUACCAUCACACUUCUUUGCGUGGCUUAUGCCAACAUCUCCAUCUAUUUCUUUUUUGCCGCCUUGAUGAUCACUGCCAUGGUGCCCAGCACCAUGCUAUUCUGGUUUUGGAUCAAUGACAUGACGACGCAAGACGAGCGCGUUCGAAUGUUCGGAAGAUUGCAGGCAUUCUCCAAUCUGGAAGGUAUUGUCAUACCCUUUUCUGCUGCGUUCAUGCAUGGCAAGCAUGCCGUCCUCCUCCUAGCCAGCGUUCGUCUCUCAGCGGUGCUCACGGUGAUUUGCUUCGUGCCAGAGUCACGGCCUCCACCUCAAUUGAGGAACAGUUUGUGGGGAGAUGGGCGGCUGGCAUUUUUGAACCGAUGGCAGGGGGUCUCAAAACUGUGUUCUGACCGCUCCUUGAGAACCUUCUUGCCAUUGGCCUUCAUUGCUUCGGGCACUGGAGCAGGCAUCAAUUCUUUGAGCUUCUUGUACUGCAAGGCAAGAUUUGGCUUCCAGAUGCAAAACUUCGCCCCUUUCAUCUCAGUCACAACCCUUAGCAAUGCGAUUGUGAACCUGAUGCUGAUCAAUCCGCUGCAUCGUGUCCUCGGCUUACGUGGUCUCUUUGCCUUCUCCCUCGUAGCAGGCACUUUCAACCUGGUGGCUUUCUCUUUGGCACCCACUCCCAUAUGGUUGAUGCUGGCCUGCAUCACCUCAGGUUUGAGCAACGUGGGCAACCCUGCGAUCCAAGCACUCAUGUCCAACCUAUCAGAGUCGGUACAAGGAAUGACGCCAGGAGUGGCACUUGGAGCUUUACAAGCAGUGCAGUCCUUGGUUUUGAUCCUGAUGCCACCGCUUUUCCAGGGCAUCUUCUCUUUUGCUAUGAGCAGGCAUCCAACACUACUCUUCUUGCCAUUCGCCGUUGGUUCCAUGUUUAAUCUUAUUUGUUUUCUGGCACUUUCUUACAUCCCGAAGAAUUUCUUCCCACGUUCUAAUUCCGAAUAA
Molecule: messenger RNA, 1398 nt
Organism: Durusdinium trenchii
Lineage: Eukaryota; Dinophyceae; Suessiales; Symbiodiniaceae
Source: the annotation of a GenBank genome assembly